Messenger RNA from Ooceraea biroi (clonal raider ant), 3342 nucleotides. Its product is annotated as BTB/POZ domain-containing protein 2. Gene Ontology annotation, molecular function: protein binding. The record is from RefSeq and is a predicted model, not a curated record. Gene Ontology annotation, cellular component: cytosol; P-body. NCBI's taxonomy places the organism in Eukaryota, Metazoa, Arthropoda, Insecta, Hymenoptera, Formicidae. Gene Ontology annotation, biological process: neurogenesis.
GGGAACCCGUCAUGGGCCCCCUCGCUCCCCUUGGGCGGGGUGCGAGGGGAGUGUGAGACUCUUACUCACUAAACCACCCUCCGUAUGCCAGCCCUGGUGUCAAACGUGGGACCCGGGCACGCCGCCAGCAUUCUUCCGGGCCCCACAACCACCUGGUAUGACGGCCUCAGCGCCACAGCCAGCGCUGCCCGCUUUUAGCAGGCCCGCCCCCUCCGAGGAGCGAGGCAUACCAUCGCUCCAAGGAGACCACCCACCAUAGUGGGGUGGUUUUUUGGACGGGUGAUGAGGAUCCCAACUCAAACACCCGCCCUUCCUUCCCAACGUCAUGUGCGGAGGACGCAGGGACCCUCGGAGAGGGGCCCCGCGACGAUGGAGACCCGGGCAACUGCCCCGCCGGUCCACCACCCGAGUGCCCGGGCAUAUACCCCGCCGGCACUCUGCCUCCGCCCAUGACCCGCUGUACGCGAACGCAUCCGGACGCGUCGACCUGGUUGAGCGACCCCCCGCGUCCGGGCAAGUGCCCCGCCGACACGAGGGAGGGGUUCGACUGCGGUCCCCGCAGUCUCACCCCCUAGGGUGCUUCGAUAAAGGCACCCUGUCGCCCGACCAGGUCCCCUCCCCGGGGGGCCGUUGCCCGAGACACAACGGUCACCCCCUUCCCCCGCGACGCCGCAAUCCUCCGGGACGCUCGGGUUCCCGGAGGCGUUCGGCCGCCUUCUUCUGCGAAAGCACGCUUUCGCAGAAGGAAGCGAACUCCCUCCAUGACCUCUCGCUCUCGGUGAUCGAACUCAUGACCACCGGCAGCGAGAGGUCCCGGACCUAACCUAACCUAACCUAACCUAACCUAACUAACCUGGUUAGUCUCUACACAGAUCAGUAUAUUAUGUUUUGACCACUAAUUUUAAGUAGUAAAGUUUUCAAACUUCUUUUGUUAAUAACUUUUUAAUAAACAACGAGCGACGGCUAAUACCUUCUGAAGGUCACUCAGGACAUUGACUUUGACAACAUAUGUCAGGGUCAAGCUCUUGAUUUGCGUAGACAGCUGGAAAUUCGUGCAAAAUCAUUAAACCUUUUUUUAUUAAUUUCUUCGCUAGAAGGCGUUUCCGCACAAAAUCCUUCCACCCACACCUUCCUCACCUCUACCUCUACAUAUCCUAAACAUUUCAUGAAAAUCGGAGGGGGGGGCUAUUCGGAAGUUGAGCCAAAGGAUCUUAUAACAAAAGAACACUACAGAUAUUGUAUCGCGCUUUAUCUAAUCUGUCCAACGAUUGCCUGAAUUGAUAGAUUGUAGAAAUUUCUAUAUCUGCUGCCAACAGAAAAUUAUCAAAGUCAUAGUUGAUAAUAAAAAUGCGUCUUUAUCUCGCACUGUCUAUAAAAUCUCGAAAUGUUUGUCAGACUCUUGCAGUCUUUUUAUUGUUGUUUUGAAAUAGUUCAUAUCAUUAAUCUCCUCGAUUGUGCGAUAAUCAAUGCAGUCCAACGUUUGCUAACAAUUGAUUGCAGCAACAAAUAACGUAGCAAUGAGCAAUUGAUAACAAUGAAUAAUAACGAAGAUUUUCAACGUUUUUUUUUCAACGAUUGGCAUGUUUAUUAAGAGACACGGUAUUAUAGUGUCUCGCGCCAAGUAUAGCGCAGCGCGAAACCGGACGUGUAUACAUCAUUUACGCGAGUCAAUGAGUUACGAGUAACCGAGAUUUUUGGAUGUCAAUAACGGUUGAACCGAUCAAUUUCUAAGUAGACUCAAUCGAUAGCUUGGGUUUAAAUUAUAUUAUAAAAGUGUCUUCAUUUUAUACGAUGCAAAGUACGAAAUGUGAAAAUUUCAUUUAAGAAACGUCGUUGUCGGACAAGCAUGGCAGCUGUGUCACUUUCCAUUUUUUGACACCAGGCGGCAGCGAUGCUAGACGUACAGCGAUCCGAGACGGAAAUGUGUCCGAAGGAAGUGAGGACGAAAAUCAUAGUUGCCUCUCUCUUGCGAGUUACUGUUCGAAAGUACGCAUGCGCACCAAUCAAAUCAAUCAAUCAAACGUAAGCUGCGCAUGCGUACUUUCGAGUAGUAACUCACAAGAGAGGCAACUAUAAUUUUUCUCCCUCGCUUUAUCUGGACAUGUUUUUCUUUCGAGAACAAUAGGCAUUCCUCUUUCAUAUUAUAUAUGUUCUAAGAUCACAUUAUUGCUGUCGCCCCACUGCCGCAUAAUUAAAUUACACUUGGUCGCGAUUGGUCGCGAUGACAGCGGAAGAAUAACGGCAGAAGAAAGCAAGGGUGCGUACAUACGACUCAGUCGUAUGUAGUUAGUCUUUAGUGUGACUCUGACAUCUUUAUAAAAGUUUUCUUAUGUCAGUUUUCUAAGAUUUCUUAUUGCUCUGCUUACGUGACAGUUGGAAAUCAGUAUACACAAGCGUGCACAUAAACGCACUAUACUACAAAGAUGACUUCGCCCUGCUUUGACUGGCAGACCAGCAAGGAGAAGUUUACUGAACGCGGCCAAUAUCUGUUUGAAACUGGAUUGUGGUCUGACUGUGAGUUCAUCGUGGGACAAGAGCCAGAGCAGCAGAUUUUCAAGGGCCAUAAGUUGUUUCUGGUAAUGUCCAGUCCAAUCUUCGAAACCAUGGUUGGUAGCAUGACAGAGAAAAACGAUCCAAUACUAAUAAAGGAUGUUCAGCCUAAAGCGUUCAAAGUCUUAUUAGAGUAUAUAUACACAGAAAAAGCAGAAUUGACUUCUUUCGAGUUGGUAUGCGAGUUAUAUUACUGCGCUAAUAGAUACAUGUUGCCAGCUUUGGUGAAGAAAUGCACAGAAUAUUUGUGUAGCAAUCUCUCACCGAAAGGAGCGUGCAGAGCAUAUGAACUUGCCAAGCUCUUUGAGAAAUAUGAGCUAAUGAAAAAAUGUUUAGACAUCAUAUGUACAAGGACUGCCGAAGUAUUGAAUGAAUCUAGUUGGGAGAACAUAGAACUGGCAACACUCCUCACAGUUUUGGAUCAGGAGAAUUUGAAGAUCAGUUCAGAGAUAGAAUUAUUCACCGCUGUAGAAAAAUGGGCCAAGUCAGAAUGUUGUAGAAAAUGUCUUGAUCCAGCAAACAGAGAAGACUUAAGAUUUGUUAUUGGAGAUGCAUUCUCAAAGUUAAGAUUUUUGAGCUUGACUCCACAGGAAUUUGCCACAGGUCCUGCUUUGUCUCCCAUGUUUUCACAAGAUGAGGCUUUUUCUAUAUUACUGAAUAUAUGUACUGAUGACAAAACGAUUGUACCUGUACCGGAAGGGUUUUGUACUAUUUCAAACAGUAGAGCAAACACAAUAAGAAUAAAGUUCUCACCACCUUCUUUCCAACAACAUGUAAGUUAUUAGGUUACUU